Molecule: messenger RNA, 1361 nt
Organism: Xenia sp. Carnegie-2017
Lineage: Eukaryota; Metazoa; Cnidaria; Anthozoa; Malacalcyonacea; Xeniidae
Product: trypsin-like
Exons: 5
Coding region: 330-1208 (292 amino acids)
Biological process (GO): proteolysis
Molecular function (GO): serine-type endopeptidase activity
Source: RefSeq, a predicted model, not a curated record
UUGUCGAUGGUGUCAGUCGAUUGACACUUUGACAGGCUCAGCGGUUGUCAUUAUGACUUCACUAACCCAGACGAUCUAUUCUACAAACAUGUAAUUACAAACCUUGCUGAAGCAUUUUUGUAAUUCUGUAAUGAACUUCUUCAUUAUUGCAGUGCUCCAUACUACAGGUAAAAUUUAUGUCAAAUAAUAUCAACGUAUGUGACGGCAUGUCACUAUGUCCCAUUAUCGAAUUUUGUGUCUUAUGAAGUGGAAAAAUAUGUGCAGCCACCUGUUCUCUCGAAAGCGCUCAUCGUUCAAAAACGUAAAAUUCAAAAUGCAUCGCAACUAUCAUGGAGAGAUUUCUGAAACUUUUUUUUCUGGUGGUAUUUUUGACAGAAGCGAACUUCGCCGCACUGACGAAAACCGCGGAUUGUGGCAACAAACCGCUAACAUACUCGACCAAGAGAAUUGUCGGAGGAGAAGAAGCUGUGGCAGGAGAAUGGCCCUGGAUGGUGGCUUUGUUUCACAGUCAAGGAAAUCAUGAAGCUCCAUAUUUCAAAUGUGGUGCCACCUUAAUCUCUGAGAAAUGGGUUGCCACUGCAGCUCACUGCACCUUGGUUUUACCUCAAAUAUUCUCAGUGAGACUUGGGGAACAUGAUCUUAACGUAAAAGACAAUUAUGAACAAGAUAUUUCAGUGAAGAAUGUCGUAAUUCAUCCAUCGUUUGGAAUCGGAGCAAAAAAUCUAAGCACGGGAAAGAUAGGCCUUUAUGCUGAGCACGAUAUUUCCUUGUUGGAGUUGAGUAAACCAGCGUAUUUCAACGAGAGAGUUUCGCCUGUGUGCGUGGACUCUGGAUUUCCUGACUUCGCUGAAGGUAAAGACUGUUACAUUUCUGGAUGGGGGAACAAGAAACUCCACACGGCAACUGAGCCGAAGUUACUUCAUGUCAGCGUGCCACUUGUGUCCAAAGAAACUUGCAACAAGGAAAAAUCUUACGGUGGAGUAAUUACGGACAACAUGGUUUGUGCAGGUUUUGAGCAAGGUGGUAAAGACACGUGUGAAGGAGACAGCGGAGGUCCCUUACUUUGUGAAAAGGAUAACAAAUGGUAUCUGCACGGUAUAUCUUCAUUUGGACAUGACGCAUGCGCGAUAGCUUAUAAAUAUGGCGUAUACACGCGAGUGUCACAGUUUAAGAAAUGGAUCAAAGAUGUGACAGGUAUAGACUGUUAACAAAUGGUAUUUUUAGCUUUUCAAGGAAGAACCCUGUCUGUAUAUUAGUGGUGUCUAGGAAUCUUGCAUUGUAAAAGAUAAUAGUUUUUUACAUAAUGAGAUUUUUUUUUCUGAAAUCAUUUUAAUGUUAACAAUAAAAUCUUAACCAGUUAA